AUGAAAUUGUCAAUUAGCAUUUUGUCAUUUUCGGCAUUUAACAGAAUUGCGGCGCUGCAAAGGGAAAAUAGCAAAUGAAAAAAAAAAACUACAUAAAAGAGAUGAAAAAGAAUAGGCCAUAAGAAAAAUUUUUUGCUUAUAUAUUUUUAUACAACAACAAAAUAAAAUUUAGAAAGAAGUAAAAAAAUUAAUAGUUUAAUCAAAAAGUGUGCAAAAGCAAUAGAAAGAAAGGACUUGGGGUAAAAGGAGAAAAUUCUUCAGCUGAAAAAACUCAUUGAGUGAAUCUAUUGCUCGAAAGAACGAAAAAGGGAAGUGAAGUAAAAACAGGCAAGGUCGUCAUCGUUGUCAUCAAGAAAAGAAAAAAGAUCAACACACAAGCAACAUGGAUGUGUUCCUGAUGAUCAGAAGACACAAAACAACCAUCUUUACGGAUGCCAAAGAAAAUACUUCAGUGGCCGAAUUAAAACGUAUGCUGGAAGGCAUUUUAAAAGUCAAACCUGCGGAUCAACGUUUAUACAAUCAAGAUAAUGAUAUUAUGGAAGAUGACAAUACUUUGCAAGAUUAUGGCAUCACAAUGUCAACAGCAAAGGCGCAAGCACCUGCUCAAUUAGGUUUGGCUUUAAGAAAGGAAAGCGGCGAUAUAGAAGCACUCGAAAUUACAUCAUAUUCAUCACCACCCGAUUUACCCGAAGUCAUGAAGAAUCAAGAGGCAGCAAAUGGUAAAGAACAAGUGGCAUAGACGACAGUCAAUUGAGAGACAUCUACACUACUAUUACUACAAAGCAAGAGAAUAAGAACAACUACAAUAAUAGCAAAAUGCAAGGCAAAUUUUAAACAACACUUUCUUUCUUUCUUUCAACCAACAAAAAUUUAAUCAAUCAUUUAACAUUACCUUUCCUUCUAUUUUUUAUUUAAAUAACACAACAAAUAACAUAAAACAAACAAAUAUUUAAGUCGAAUGCAAAUACAGGUAAUUGCUAAGAGAAAACUAUAUAUAAAAAAAAAUAAAAAACCUAAACAGAAAAAACACAAACACUUAUUUAAGAAAUCGAUUUUGACAAACAACAGACAGACAGAAAGGUAGACCAGACAAUGAUGUAUGGAAACGUAUUUCACAUAAAAGCAAAAUGUUUUAUCUACCAAUACAAAUUUACCAGCUUGAAAUUUACAUGUUUUUCCAUCUCUCUUUUUCUAAAACUAAAUAAUUAAAUUUUUAAAAUAUAAAGUGUUGUAGUAAAUGCUAAGAUUAACUGUUGUAAUUUCACAAGAGAAACAUGCAAAAAACUCUCUUUAAAUGAGUUUAGUUUUUUUAAGAAGAUUUAUUUAAAAAAUAUUUAAAGGGGGGCUCAAUGAUUUUGAUUUUUCACUUUAUUUUUCUUUUUUUGUUCAUUCUUAUGGUUUAACUUUUAUAAUGUUUUAUUUUUGCUAUAUUUCUGGAAGAAAAAUAUGUUAAACAAAUAAAAAAAUAAAUUUAAAAAAAUUUAUAUUUUCGAGAACAAAAACAAAAUAUCUUAUUUAAACAAAAUUCUAAGCUUAGUGGAAGAACACAAACAAAAUGAUUUACAUAAAUAAAAUCUACAAAUUCUAUAGCAACUGAAAAUAUUUUUUAAUUUUCCUUAUGUUUUUUUUUUUUUUUUUU
Molecule: messenger RNA, 1639 nt
Organism: Lucilia sericata (common green bottle fly)
Lineage: Eukaryota; Metazoa; Arthropoda; Insecta; Diptera; Calliphoridae
Gene: EloB
Product: elongin-B
Exons: 4
Coding region: 383-739 (118 amino acids)
Biological process (GO): transcription elongation by RNA polymerase II
Cellular component (GO): VCB complex; elongin complex
Molecular function (GO): protein binding
Source: RefSeq, a predicted model, not a curated record